Molecule: messenger RNA, 1032 nt
Organism: Mercenaria mercenaria
Lineage: Eukaryota; Metazoa; Mollusca; Bivalvia; Venerida; Veneridae
Exons: 6
Coding region: 1-1032 (343 amino acids)
Source: RefSeq, a predicted model, not a curated record
AUGGUAAAAGCUAUAGCGUUGAAUCUUUGCACACUUCCAUAUCAUCAUCAGAUGAGUAUGCAGGUACCGAAUAAAAGUUCAGUUCUAGGAGCAGGUGAGAGAAGACAGUAUGCAAGAAUUAUUCAUCCUCCACUUGUGAUUCAAGUGAGGAAGUUGACAUUUACUGGUAAAGUAAGCGGGUAUAUAGGAGUACCUGUACCUAUGCAGGGAUAUAUAGGAUAUAGAAGUACUUUUACCUAUACAGGGGUGUAUAAGAUACAUGGGUAUAUAGGAUAUAGGUAUAAAGAAGUGCCUGUACCUAUACAGGGGUAUAUAGGAUAUAGGUAUAUAGAAGUACCUGUACAUAUACAGGGGUAUAUAGGAGUACAUGUACCUAUACAGGGAUAUAAAGGAUGUAGGUAUAUAGGAGUUCCUGUACCUAUACAGGUGUAUAUAGGAUAUAGAUAUAUAGGAGUACAUGUACCUGUACCUAUAAAGGACUAUAUAGGAGUACCUGUACCUGUACCUAUACAGAGGGGUAUAUUGGAUAUAGGAGUACCUAUACAGGGGUAUAUAGGAGUACAUGUACCUAUACAGGGGUAUAUAGGAGUACCUGUACCUAUACAGUGGUAUAUAGGGGUAUAUAGGUAUAUAGGAGUACCUGUACCUAUACAGGGGUAUACAGGAUAUAGGUAUAUAGGAGUACCUGUACCUAUACAGGUGUAUAUAGGAUAUAGGUACAUAGGAGUACCUGUACCUAUACAGGAGUAUAUAGGAUAUAGGUAUAUAGGAGUACAUGUACCUAGACAGGGGUAUAUGGAUGUAGGUGUAUAUAGGUAUAUAGGAGUACCUGUACCUAUACAGGUGUAUAUAGGAUAUAGGUAUAUAGGAGUACCUGUACCUAUACAGGGGUAUAUAGGAUGUAGGUUUAUAGGAGUACCUGUACCUCUACAGGUGUAUAUAGGAUAUAGGUAUAUAGGAGUACCUGUACCUAUACAGGUGUAUACUGUAUAUAGAUUCAUAGAAGUACCUAUAAUAUUCCGAUUAGCAUAA